GGUAUUUUGUAAAAUGGCAGCCGUCUGAUAAAAAGAGGAAAUGAGUGAUUCCUGGUUGACAGAGUUGGUCUCUGGCCUCUGUCACACAGACCAGGGUAAUCCUUUCCCUCUGUGGCAGGAUGGACACAUCGGCUCCUGCUUCAACCAGCUCGUCCUUGGCGCCUUGCCUUAUGCUGGGAUGGCAGUUUUCAGUGCCUGUUAUCUGGGCAUGCCAAGAAGUGGCCUUUUCCAAACAUCUCCUCCGAUUGGAUGGAUGCUCAGGCUUGUGUCAGCUCUGCUAGCGGCAUCGCUUUUCACUGCAGACAUCAUGGUGGCGAGCGUCCUCCAGCAGGGGGACAUGUACCUGGACAUUCUUACUGACAGCUGUGCAGUCCUGGCCUGGCUGGUCCACUGUGGUGCCAUCCAAGUGCUCCUGAGGACAAGUUUCAGGAGAACCAGAGGACCUCCGCUGCUGCUGGUUAUGACUCUUCUGUUAGUGCCCAACCUUGUCUUCACCUUGAUGAUUUACUGUGGCCAAAAGGAAUAUUUAAGCUUUACUGAACCUCUUAAACUGGGAAGAGUUGUUCUUGCCUCAGCUCGCUCGCUCCUGUUUCUAGUUUACCUCCUUGCAUUUGCUUUUCCCUGCAUCAGGGAUACGGAGUACACCUUGUUUGUUAAUGCUGUGGAUGGACCUCCACUUCCUUCAGAGAGCACUCGAGCAAACACAGGUGAGAUGGUAGCUGAGGACGGGAGUAGUUGCCUCUCUCGUCUCUUUUACCUGUGGUUGAAUCCUCUGCUCAGACGAGGACAGCAAGGGGAGCUAGAAAGACCAGCUGAUGUGUAUCACCUUCCCCGGAAACUUCGAACUGGCGUUGUUCGUCAGUACUUCUGCCAGUGUUGGCAAAUGUGCCGACGAGGGGCAGGACUCAGCGACCAGCAGGAUCAGCAGCCCAGCCCAGUCAGCAGAAGCCUCCCGAAUAGCUCGAGUUAUGAGGAGCAACCAUUAGAGCUGGGGGGUGAUGUUGGAUUACUGAGAGUCUUGCACAAAGCUUUUGGCUUGCGGUACUACACCCUUGGUGUUCUGAAAAUUAUAGUCAACAUAUCUAGUUUUGCAGGUCCCUUGCUUCUCAGCAGUCUGGUGAACUUUAUUGAGGAAACGGGAGCCCCUGUCAGCAGGGGUGUCUGGUUGGCACUGGGGCUUUUUGCUUCAACUCUUCUAAGCUCCGUUCUCGGAAACAUUUUUGUCUUUGAGGUCUCCAAGGUGGCGCUGUCAGCUCGCGCUUCUCUUAUGUCAGCCAUUUAUUCCAAAUCCCUGAGAGUUAGCAGCUGCAGCCUGGCUGGCUUUUCUUUGGGAGAGUUGGUGAACCAAAUGAGCACAGACGUUGCCCGCGUGGUCAACUUCUUCAACAGUUUCCACGAGCUCUGGAGCCUGCCCUUCAGGUUUUCUAUCACCCUCUACUUACUGUACCUGCAGGUGGGUGUAGCUUUUCUUGGAGGGCUCUGUGUAGCAUUGGUGCUGGUGCCAUUCAACAUGUUCCUUGCUUCCCGCAUCCUUAACUACAACAAACACAUGCUGAAGUGCAAAGACGAUCGUGUUAAGUUGAUGACGGAAAUCCUCUUUGGAAUUCGUGUCAUCAAAUUCUACAACUGGGAGCCUCAUUUUACUCAGAAGGUGACUGAAUAUCGAAAACAAGAACUGUCCCACCUGAAGGCCGUUAAGUACCUGGAUGCCAUGUGUGUUUACACCUGGGCCACUCUGCCAGUCGUCAUCUCCAUCCUCACUUUUGUCACGUUCGUGUUGCUUGGACAUCAGCUGACUGCAGCCAAGGUGUUCACCACCCUGGCGCUGGUGGGAAUGUUGAUCGUUCCUCUCAAUGCUUUCCCCUGGGUGCUCAACGGCAUUCUGGAGGCCAAAGUAUCUCUGGAACGAAUCCAGCGCUUCUUCAAACUGACCAAUCAGGAUCUGCAGCUGCACUACACCCCAGUGUCUCCUGAAGACAAUCAGACGUCAGUCCUCUUGAGACAGGGGACAUUUUCUUGGGAGUGUCCAAAAAGUAGUGAAGAGGGAGACACGGGAAGUGAAGCUGCUAAAGGAAGUCUCCUGCUUCAUAAUCUGAAUCUUCAUGUAACUAAGGGCUCACUGGUUGUUGUUGUGGGGAAGGUCGGCUGUGGAAAGAGUUCCCUACUUGCUGCACUCACAGGAGAACUUCAGAGGCUGAGUGGUGUGCUCUAUGUUGCCAACAGAGAGGCUGGCUUUGCUCUAGCCUCUCAGGAGCCGUGGAUCCAGCAUGCAACAGUACGAGACAACAUCCUGUUUGGCAACGACUUUGAUGCUGCCUUCUACCAAACUGUGAUUGAGGCCUGUGCACUCUCAGACGACCUCACAGUUUUGCCAAAUGGUGACAAGACAGAAGUGGGUGAGAAUGGAGUGACUCUGAGCGGAGGACAGAAGGCCCGGCUGGCCCUCGCCAGAGCAGUUUACAUGGACAAAGACAUCUAUCUGCUGGAUGAUCCACUGGCAGCUGUGGAUGCAGAUGUGGCCAAACACCUCAUGAAGAAGUGUAUAAUGGAGCUCCUCAGAGGAAAGACCAGAAUCCUUUGCACACACCGUAUAGAAUUUGUGGACAAAGCUGAUGUGGUGGUCCUCAUGGACAAUGGGACAAUAAUUAAAACAGGAACACCAGCAGAGAUCCUCCCUUUAGUCGAGGCUGUUCCAAAAAUGGAGAGGAAUGACAACAAAGCCGAACAAAAAGCUAUGGUGGAGCAAGAUGAGGAGGAGUCGGGCUCUCUCCCCGAGCUCUGCGUGGACCAAGAUCUGGAUUUGUUGAGUGAAGAACAGAAGCAAGCAGGUGGACUGGCAUGGAGAGUUUAUCAGACCUACUGGUUUGCUGUGGGAGGAGCACUUGCUGCCUCCAUCCUAAUGUCGCUGUUCCUCAUGCAAGCUUCUAAGAAUGCUUCCGACUGGUGGCUCUCCUACUGGAUCUCUACACUAAAAUACAACGGCUCCAGCUGCGGUAAUGAUUCGACGUCACUCGACGCUGUUCCUCCUCACCUCCUUCUUUUCUCAACUGGUGGCCUCAUGUCUCCUCUGCCCUCUGUGCACACCUUUCUCUCCAAAAACAUGAACGGGGAUGUCAAGUUUUACCUGACGGUCUACGGAUCCAUUGCUGCGGCCAACGCUGUGUUCACCGCCCUCCGAGCCUUUCUCUUCGCUUAUGGAGUCAUCUGUGCUGCCUCUGUCAUCCACAACAGACUUUUGGACCGGCUCUUUAAGGCCACAGUCACCUUCUUUGACAUCACCCCACUGGGUCGUAUACUCAACCGUUUUUCCUCAGACUUGUACACCGUGGACGACAGCCUGCCGUUCAUCCUGAACAUUCUCUUGGCCAACAUCUUCGGCAUGCUCGGCAUGUUAGUGGUGAUCAGUUAUGGCCUCCCCUGGGUGUUGGUGCCACUGCUCCCCCUGGCUCUGAUCUACUACCACACGCAGCGCUUUUACAGAUACACUUCUCGAGAGCUGAAGCGCCUGUGCAGCCUCACCCUUUCACCCAUCUACUCGCACUUCUCUGAGACGAUUACUGGUCUGGGAACCAUCCGGGCCAGUGGCAGAUCUACCAGGUUUGAGGGAGAGUGUGCCAGUCUCCUGGAGCAGAACCAGCGAUGCCUGUUCCUUAGCUAUGCUGCUAUGCAGUGGCUGGACAUCCGCCUGCAGCUGAUUGGUGUCGCUGUAGUGACAGGUCUUGGGGUGAUAGCUGUCGUUCAGCACCAGUAUAGUUCUGUCGAUCCAGGUCUGGUGGGCUUGUCCCUGUCCUAUGCCCUGUCCAUAACACUGCUGCUGUCUGGCCUCAUAUUCAGCUUCACACAGACUGAAAUGCAGUUGGUGAGCGUGGAGCGGACUGAGGAAUACUCCACUGGCCUUCCAGCUGAGCCACAGCGUCUGAAUCAACAGCUGCCCCCUGCUUGGCCUGAACGGGGCUCUUUGGAGUUCCAUGGUGUGGUUCUGGCCUACAGAGAGGGUCUUCCAAAUGCGCUGGAUGGAGUGAGCCUGGUGGUACGACCCGGCGAGAAAAUUGGAAUAGUUGGACGCACAGGUUCUGGAAAGUCCACCUUGUUUCUGGCCUUGUUUCGAAUGGUGGAGCUCAACCAGGGGCAGAUACUUCUGGAUGAGCUGGACAUUAGCACAGUGGGCUUAGCUCAGCUAAGGUCCAAGUUGGCUAUUAUACCUCAGGAUCCCUUCCUGUUCAGUGGGACCAUCCGGGAGAACCUGGACCCCUGUGGCAGAAACCUGGACCAGCAGCUCCUUGACGUACUGGACCAGUGCCACCUCACCUCUGUGGUCAGCAGGAUGGGAGGUCUAGGGGCCGAGGUGGGGGAGCGAGGGAAGCGUCUCUCUGCAGGACAGAGACAGCUGCUGUGUUUGGCCCGAGCUCUGCUGACGCAGGCUAAGGUUCUGUGCAUUGAUGAGGCCACAGCCAGCGUGGAUCAGAAGACGGACAGACUUCUACAACAAACCAUCAGAGAGAAGUUUCAGGACAAGACGGUGCUCACCAUAGCCCACAGAAUCAACACCAUCAUGGACUGUGACCGUGUACUUGUAAUGCACUCUGGGAAAGUGGUGGAGUUUGACACCCCUGCUGCUCUUUGCCAAACUGACAAGUCAAUCUUCCACAGACUGGUUGGUGAGCGGCUCGAGUGA
Messenger RNA from Nematolebias whitei (Rio pearlfish), 4675 nucleotides. RefSeq names its product ATP-binding cassette, sub-family C (CFTR/MRP), member 10 (gene abcc10). Gene Ontology annotation, cellular component: membrane. Lineage: Eukaryota; Metazoa; Chordata; Actinopteri; Cyprinodontiformes; Rivulidae. The coding region runs from base 41 to 4675 and encodes 1544 amino acids. Gene Ontology annotation, biological process: transmembrane transport. The record is from RefSeq and is a predicted model, not a curated record. The transcript has 21 exons. Gene Ontology annotation, molecular function: ATP binding; ABC-type transporter activity; ATP hydrolysis activity.